Molecule: messenger RNA, 603 nt
Organism: Brassica oleracea var. oleracea
Lineage: Eukaryota; Viridiplantae; Streptophyta; Magnoliopsida; Brassicales; Brassicaceae
Product: pectinesterase/pectinesterase inhibitor 3-like
Exons: 1
Molecular function (GO): enzyme inhibitor activity
Source: RefSeq, a predicted model, not a curated record
AUGGCAUCAUCUAUCAAAGAAAUCUUCUCCAAAGAUAAUUUCACAAGAAAUACGAAACUUGUUUUACUAACCACCGCCAUAGCCUUACUCUUCUUAACAGCCGUCACUGGAAUACCCGUCGGAGCUUCAAAAGCCAACGAAAACAGAAAACAAACUCUAUCUCCGUUGUCUCACGCCAUGUUAACAUCCGCUUGCAGCUCCACACGUUACCCUGAGCUCUGCAUCUCCACGCUGGCCACCUCCGGAGGCGUCAAGCUUACGUCGCAGAAAGACGUCAUCGAGGCUUCGCUUAACCUCACGACAACUGCCGUGGAACACAACUACUUCACCGUGAAGAAACUGAUCAAGAAGAGGAAAGGACUAACUCCUCGCGAGAAGACGGCGCUUCAUGACUGUUUGGAGACUAUUGAUGAGACGCUCGAUGAGCUUCACGAGGCGGUGGAAGAUCUACAACUGUAUCCUAACAAGAAGUCUCUCCGGGAACACGCCGGUGAUCUCAAAACCCUAAUUAGCUCCGCCAUUCCCAACCAGGAGACUUGUCUAGACGGCUUCUAUCAUGACCGCGCCGACAAGAAAAUCCGUAAGGCCUUGUUGAAGGGUCAG